Laccaria bicolor S238N-H82 is the source of this 1528-nucleotide messenger RNA. RefSeq lists its product as uncharacterized. Lineage: Eukaryota; Fungi; Basidiomycota; Agaricomycetes; Agaricales; Hydnangiaceae. The record is from RefSeq and is a predicted model, not a curated record. Bases 10 to 1413 code for a protein of 467 amino acids. The transcript is spliced from 5 exons.
CACAGCGAAAUGGACCAACUAGCCUCUCUGGCAGGUGUCCUGUUUGUAGCUUUGCUUCGUCUGCUCUAUAUACGACUCCAUCGUAGACAAGAAAACCUCUCCUCACCUCCCAAGCGUCCAGCUCUCCAAGAAGAUGAGGAAUCUCGACCUCUCAUUGCACCUCCUCGUGCUGCUCAAGAAUCUCUCACCUGCCGAAGAAAGUUGAUCUGUAGCCUGGCCGCCGUCGCCUACAUCGCAGUUGCAGUCUUCGUUGCAGUCGCUACUGUCAAGGAAUAUGGAGGUCCAGUGCUCAAAGACAGCAGAUUCGUUUUCGGGAGGGGAGGGAUGGUCACAGUCGCUCUGAUCGUAUUAGCUAGAACUUUGUUCUACAAGUCAUCCGAUAUUCUUCGGGAGCUUCAGGCAGACGCAGUGGCGCUCAUCGCCAUUCCGCGGUCAUGCAAAGUGACUGCUGAACUCUUUGGCUGUGCGAAAUUACUAGAAUCCAAUCAAAUCGGCACACUCUAUGUCAGUCUAUGUCUGCAACUUGCAGUCGCGCAUGGUGUCUCAGACAGUCUUAACGCAACCUUACCCACCAAGCUGAGAAGUAAGAUGACAACAUACGUUGACAUUACCCUUUGGGGAGGGCUGCCGUCCCCUACAAAAGAGGAUGUUGUUGAGGCGGUUGGCACUUUUCUUGCUCAUCCAAGCAUGGCUGAAGGCGCUCCCGCCCAAACGUUCUUUGCCGAAUUAUCCACAUGCCACACCACAAGGCACCUAAUUGACAAGAUUCGCCUGCACCAGCAUGCCCCUCCUAAUGCUAUGCACCCUCGCCGUCGCUUCAAUCCCUCCGAAUACCAGAUAACGGAGAUGGUUGUAUUGAAGCGGCGUCUUCUCAUUCAGCACGAGGGUUUCGUCUUCCUAGUCCACCACGAACCCCCCGCACAGCAUCCGCAUCCGGCUGAACCAGACUUUCUUAUCGACAUAGACUCAACACACUCCAAUCCGUUCUUUUCAUCCCCAAAGCUUGCUAUCGAUCGUGUUGACUGUUCUCUGUUUCCUGCGGUACCCGGCGUACAACGAAUCGAAGGAACUUUUGGUCGUCCAGUCAUAUGGCGCAUGCCAGACCCUGACCGUGACGAUUACGUAUUCAACAUGACCCUGUUUGAAGUCGGUAUUUUGCUCGACACGGUUUUGUUUUCGUACCCGCAGGAGCAGUACAACGCGCUAUACAAGAACUGCUUUUCGAACUCACGUAUCUUACGGACUGUCAUCAUCCGCAUCAUCCAGGAGCAGCAACCAGGCGUAGUAGUUGCUGCACAAGAACCAAAUGAGUUUAGUGUUACAGUUGGAACCUGUUUCGGCAUCCGCUUGGACAGGGACCAAGGGGAAGAGGCGGUUGUUUUCGGAAACUAUCAGGGCUUGCUCUUACCUUGAAACAUAUGUUGGAAUUGACAGUACACUGGUCAUAGUACGCGAUAAUAUGGCACUUGCUCGUUUGUUACAUCUGUCAAUGUCAUACGUCUAGACUAUUAAUGCAGAUAUUCAUAAG